GGACGCCACCAGCACACGUAUACGGCUUGCAUUCAUCCCUGGCUCGCAGCAGCCCCUCCCCUCCCGGUCCUUUCUCCUCUGGUCUAUGCUCAGAAUCCACGCACACAAAUGCUCUUCCCCUCUCUCUUCAUAAUCACCGCUUUGCUCUUGUGCACCGUGCUCGUGCAGGCUGCAGACUUGUAUAAAGUUCUCGACCUGCACAAGUCAGCAUCCGAGCAGGAUAUCAGAAAGGCGUAUAAGCGUCUCAGCCGGAAGUACCAUCCGGACAAGAACAAGGAGCCGGACGCGGAGGACAGAUUCGUGGAGGUCGCACAUGCAUACGAGGUGCUUUCGGAUUCCACAAAACGGCAAAUCUACGAUAGACAUGGAGAGGAGGGCCUAAAAGCGCACGAAGGCGGGCAGCAACAACACGCGAACCCCUUUGAUAUCUUCUCGAAUUUCUUCGGUGGAGGCCAUGCUGCACAACAACAGCAAGUCCGUCGUGGGCCCACGUCUGUUACGGAAUUUGAAGUGUCACUUGCGGACGUCUACAAGGGAGCUAGCAUAGACUUCAUGAUCAAGAAGCGCGUUCUGUGCGAUCACUGCCGUGGUACCGGCGCCGCGUCCGACGGGGACAUCCACGCGUGCCCGGGGUGCGGCGGAAGCGGUGUCAGGAUCGUGAAGCAACAGAUAUUCCCGGGCAUGUUCGCACAGUCGCAGCAGACGUGCAACCAGUGCGGCGGGCGUGGGCAGGUCAUCGCGCGCCCGUGCCCCGCGUGCGGCGGGAACAAGGUCGGCGAGCACACCGCGCACUACACGCUCGAAGUCCCGCGCGGCGCGCCUGAGGGGCACGAGGUCGUGUUCGAGGGCGAGGGCGACGAGAGUCCCGAUUGGGAACCGGGAGAUGUCGUGCUUCGGGUCAGGAGCAGGGGAGAGAGAGGUGGAUGGAGGAGGAAGGAGAGCAGUCUGUACUGGAAGGAGACGAUCGGCGUCGACGAAGCUUUGCUUGGAUUUGAGCGUAAUCUGACCCACCUAGAUGGGCACAUCGUUCCCCUCGUCCGUAAAGGCGUUACACAACCGGGCUUCGUGCAGACGAUCAAGGGCGAGGGCAUGCCGCUCUUUGAGCAAUCUACUUACGGCGACCUCUUCGUGGAGUAUGUCGUCGUACUCCCAACGCAGCUCUCCUCCGACUCUCGACGCCACCUGGCGGAAGCAUUCUAUGGCAAGGGCCAUGCAAAGGAUGAGCUAUAGAAUAGAUGCUAUAUAUGCCAUGUACACACCGCUGCAGGGUGUCUGGCGCGGGAUGGUCGCAUUGGAUAUUAUUUUAUUUGCAUUGUAUCACCUCU
Messenger RNA from Heterobasidion irregulare TC 32-1, 1325 nucleotides. RefSeq names its product molecular chaperone, DnaJ superfamily. The record is from RefSeq and is a predicted model, not a curated record. Gene Ontology annotation, biological process: protein refolding; response to heat. The transcript has 10 exons. Lineage: Eukaryota; Fungi; Basidiomycota; Agaricomycetes; Russulales; Bondarzewiaceae. Gene Ontology annotation, cellular component: cytoplasm. Gene Ontology annotation, molecular function: Hsp70 protein binding; ATP binding. The coding region runs from base 109 to 1230 and encodes 373 amino acids.